Molecule: messenger RNA, 2755 nt
Organism: Thunnus maccoyii (southern bluefin tuna)
Lineage: Eukaryota; Metazoa; Chordata; Actinopteri; Scombriformes; Scombridae
Product: proline-serine-threonine phosphatase-interacting protein 1-like
Exons: 15
Coding region: 145-1407 (420 amino acids)
Biological process (GO): actin filament polymerization
Cellular component (GO): actin filament; plasma membrane; cytoplasm
Molecular function (GO): actin filament binding
Source: RefSeq, a predicted model, not a curated record
AACACAGUUUAGUUGGUCAAGUAUCCCAGGUUUGACAACUUUAUUUUAGUAGUUGGUAAGCGUUUAUUUUGUGAGAAAAGCUGUGAGGGGAAAGUUCACACUGAGGAAAGCAACUGUGUGAAUUUCAAGGAAGUAACAGCAGAGAUGGCACCUUUGAUGUUUAAAAAUGCUUUCUGGGGGACUGAUUUUACUUGUCAUGCCGGGUAUGAUGCUGUAAUCCAGAGGUUACGAGAUGGAAGGCAAAUGUGCAAAGAUAUGGAGGAACUUUUAAAGAUGAGGGCACUAGCAGAGGAGAAGUAUGGGAAGGAACUGGUGACUAUUGCUCGUAAAGCUGGAGGACACACAGAGAUCAGCACUUUGAGAGCAUCCUUCGAACAAUUAAAAACACAAAUCGAGAACAUCGGGAACUUUCACAUCCAACUCUCUGAUGUAUUGAAAGAGGAGGUGAAAAAGAUUGAGACAUUCAGAGACCGUCAGAAAGAGCAAAGGAAGAAGUUUGAAAGCAUCAUGGAGAAAGUUCAGAAGAAAAAGGUUUCUUUGUUCAAGAAAACCAUGGAGUCUAAGAGGAACUACGAGCUGAAGUGUAGGGAAGCGGAUGAGGCAGAGCAGGGGGUCGAGAAGACAACUGCUGCCACCAAACACCCAGAAAAGGCGCGUCAAAGGGCCAAGCAAUGCAGACAGGCAGCCAGUGAUGCAGAGAAGCUGUACGUUACCAACAUUGCUCAGCUAGAAAGUGUUCGCCAGGACUGGGAAGAAACACACAAAAGCACAUGUGAGGUAUUCCAGCAACUAGAGGGAGAUCGCAUCAGCAUGCUCAGGUGUGCUCUCUGGGACCAUUGCAAUCAUUUCUCCACGCAGUGUGUCAAAGACGAUGAGUUUUAUGAGGAGGUGAGGAAGCUCCUGGAAGAGUGUGACAUCACCACAGACAUCAACUGCUUCAUAGAGAUGAAAAAGACGGGAGGGAAUCCACCAGAGCCCAUAGUGUUUGAGAGCUACUACCCAAAGGAGACAUCCGGGGACAGCAACGGUCAAGCUCAAUUUGCAGGAGGGAGAGAAGACAUAAUGAGGAGGCACUCUGAUCCCCUACUCGGAAGUUCUGGGAGGAUUAACACUGAAGGUCUCCAAAGCUCACGAUCAACACUGACAUCCACUGGCGAGUCUGAGCCUUCUGAUGGAGGGUAUGCACCCUUCCCGGGCCUCCAACAAGCAGCUUCACUGGCCACAGUUUCAGCUGAUGAAGACAGCUACGUUGUGCUCUAUACAUACAGUGCAAAGGAAGAGGAUGAACUGGAUAUAAUUAGGGGGGACCGGGUCCAAGUACUGGAUCGAGGAGAAGAUGGCUGGUGGACAGUGGAGAAGAACGGGCUGACUGGACUGGUGCCAGGAAACCAUCUGGGAAAACUCUGAUUACACACACACACAGAGAGAGAGAGAGAGAGAGAGAGAGAGAUAAAUGACAGAAAAAACAGAGUCACAGAGCAAUGCAUAUAUGCAUUCAUUUCAAAAGUUUAACAGCUGGCCACACAUAUACAGGCAAAUAUGCACCAUGUGUCAAACUUACAAAGACAUGAACUUCGUGCCACUUCACUCACAGAUUCAUACACACACACACUUCUUUGUCAAGCUUCCUUUAUUUAGAAUCUUAGAUAUAAGAUACAAGAAAAUAUUAGUUUUUCUGAACGUGAAUGUAAAUUUAGCAUAAUUUAGUAGAAAGUAGAGUUUUACAGCAAUCACAUACAAAUGUUAUGUAAUGUCUUCCUCAGACAUCCCUUAUUUAUUCACAUUGCUUUCGAUCAGCAGGAUUAUAUCUUGGUGGAUUAAUCACAAAAGGAUAUUAAAGUAUAACCCUUCUACCUCGUGUUGUACAGCUGGGAUUCUAAUAGUUUUUACUCCUAAUACUUACAAUAAUACACAGGACUAAAGACUGAAAUGCCAUCUGGUGUUGAAAAUUUGGAUCGAAAUUUUUUUAAUGACUUUAAUUACUUUGCUCUGUCAAUAUGUCAUAUUUUCAAUUUGAGUUUGAUGAACAAACAAGAAAAUUUGCACUUUACACUGGUAAUAUUAGAAAAACUAUUCCAGUCAAGCAAAGUUCUGCAUGACAACAAUUACAUCACGCUUUUAUUAAUCACCCGAACUUUGAUUAGUCAUCAUCAUAUCAUCAUGCUGGCUACUCUACUGACAGAGGUGACUAAUAAAUUGAUUUAUUUCCAGUUGUGUAAAAAACAAAACAGUGUUGAACAUAAUCACUGUAUUGGGUGUGAUAAAUUAGGAGUUACUAAUAAGUAAAGUGCAAAUGACAUAAAUAGCUAUUUAUUAGAUGAGUACCUACCUGUCUGUACAACAGCGAUCCCAGCAGUGUGGUAAAUUGCCUUGGAUCACUGCUGUUCAUUAUUUUUUUAUAAAUUAUAUUUUGCAUGUCUAAAUUAAUAGUACAACACUGAAUGUAUUAAGAUGCUUCAACAGUUCAGCUAGGAUUGGUGGCAUGUUGGGCUUUAAAAUGUGCUCCUGUUUUGGUUUUACACUUUGUCUCGGGUUAUGUCUGUAAUGUUUGAAUGUUCUUUGUGUGUUAUAAAAGAGAACAGACAGUUACUAUAUGUGCACUAUGUAAAUAUACAGUGUGUCGGCUGGGUUUUUUUAACCGCUAGAAGACCAUCGCCUACCAUGGUUGCAGUUAAUAUAGAUCAAAAUACAGAAAUAAAGUUUAUAUACCUGUCACAGUAUCAACUGAUGGCACAUAUUUUGUUUACACCAUAUG